CUAUUGUCAAUGCAUGAGCACAUACUUGUUGCAGGUGGGUAGACAAGAUUUCACUGACAUUGACACCCGACCCAUGCCGCUGCAGGUUGUUUAUGUUGAUCUGUCCGUCCCUUAUACACUAAUUCCCUCUACUCUGGCAAACUUCUGAGUCUAUCUCAACUCUUCUGUGACUUCGGUACCAAAGAUUUGUGCUUCCAGAAUUAUUGUAUCCCACAUCAUCACCCACUACCCAUCGCCACGCUUUUGACAACGAAUCUUCGUUGACCACGUGUUUCACUCCGCACACCGGCGACAUGUGUGGCUCAGCGGCGACGCCUAGCACAGAAGAAUCCACGCGAUAGAACAACGACUCAGCAGGUUGAACGCCAUGGCAGACUUGACUUACGCGACGCACGCCGUCAGCGUUGUGGAGGACAGUGUAGACCUCAGCGCUGGCGGCUCAUACAGCCCAGCACGACAGCAAGCCAUUCACAUCGGCGCACUCGUAUGUGCACUUUUCAGCUUGGUGACUGUCUUGGUGACCUUGAGAUGGUUCCUCUUGAUGAGGCGGACUUUUCGGCAUCAUUUGGUCAUGUGCCUAAUCAUCAGCGAUGCCUCGAAGGCCAUCUGGUACUUCAUAUUUCCGAUUGUCACUUUCGUCACAGGUCCUGUCGCCAGCGAGUCGAACUUCUGCCAGGCAAGCGGUUUCUUACUUACCUUUUCAGUGGAAGCCGCCGAUAUGUCGAUACUGAUAAUUGCUGUCCACUCGAUCCUGUACAUUCUUCGACCGAACAAUGCCUUGGGCGAAGGAGGCCUGUAUCCAUACCGUUACUGGAUAGUACCGGCCUGGCUCGUUUUCCCACUCUUCGCCUCCUCCAUGGUUUUCAUCGCCGACAAGCACCCCUAUACCACCGCUGGCACGUUCUGCUACUUGGCCAAACGUCCGAUCUGGUACAGACUCGCCUUCGCCUGGGUCCCGCGAUACAUCAUCAUUGCAAUCAUCCUUAUCAUGUAUAUUUGGAUCUACGUAUAUGUUACCCUCAAAUUCCGAGGCUUCGACAACCUGGGCAAUUCGUCAACUGGCUCCCCUCAGGGCUCCAGACGGAAAUCUGCUUUCUCUCCAGAUGCUGAAGACGUCGAAGGAAAUCCCAUGGACGCCGCACGUGCGCCAAGCUUACGGCCACAACUUCAAGAGGCGCCGACUGAGCAGUCUUUGGCUGGAUCCCAACAACUUCAACCGUGGGAUCACAUGAAUUUCAUCACUUCAAAGGCACUAAAUACGCCUGUGGGAACUCCUGCAGAGGACGUCCCACCUCCGCUGGAAGCACGAGGGAGCGAGUGGUCAGGUGAUACACAAUUUCCCCCAGGUCGUAGCUCUGUCAGAGCAUCGGUAGCAGAUCCUCACACUUCAGGAUCUUCCAGCGCGACCGCUGAUACGCCCAAACAACUCGAAAUUCCACCAAAUACCUUGUUUCAGAACGGCACAACCGAUGAUAAUGACCCACUGAAAAAGACGAGAAUCGCGAUUCGCAAGCAACUGCGAUAUCUGUUCGUCUAUCCUCUGGUGUACAUCAUUGUCUGGACAUUCCCAUUCGUGGCUCAGAUCCAAUUGUACAACGAGUACUAUGUGCGGCACCCUGUCUACUGGUUGAAUCUUGUGCAAAUUCUCAUGCUGGCCCUUCAAGCCGGUGCUGACAGCGUCAUCUUUUCGUGGACCGAGAAGCCAUGGAGAAACAUUGAUCCCAAUUCGAAGUUCGCUCUACCUAAUCUUCGAAACCGUCUGCGGGGCAAGGCUUGCGACAAUGGUCCUGCCAUAACAGUGCAGCCUGCGAUGAGUGAAUCGACAUCACCAAAGCGAAUGACUCUUUGGUGGGACGCAGAGGCACGUCGACGAAAGGACAGUGUAUUUCUGGGCGGGGGUACAUUUGGAGACACCCUAUCGCACAUCGCCAGUCGGACGCGGUCGAGAAGUCCCGAGAAGAAACGGGGUCUGCACUCGAGGAAGAAAAGUGCUGAUUUAGUACGUGCGAAUCCGUUCAGGAGAACAACCGCAGCAACCUUGACUCCUGUGACGUCCAACGACAGUGGACAUCCAGGUCGAAUUAGUACACAAAGCGGGCGGACUGCCCCGGACAGUGUACCGGAGAGGAGCGGUCGUGAUUCACUUGGUUAAAGGCCAUCAUUUAGAGAUAUACCCAUUUGUGGCACUGGUGAAGACUUGUAUAACAUUAGCAUAGCAUAACGGCUUUGGUAAUGCCCUCAGGGCGAGUAUAGCGAACCGUAUUCGAGAGAGCAUGAGCAUAUGAAAUUAUAUACCUUAGGUACCUGUUUGACUUCUUUGUUUCCUGUCUUCCCCGCGAAUAGCCGUGAAUUGAAAACGAUCCGGGCGGAAUGACUGGU
Messenger RNA from Exophiala viscosa, 2379 nucleotides. Its product is annotated as G protein-coupled glucose receptor regulating Gpa2-domain-containing protein. Gene Ontology annotation, molecular function: G protein-coupled receptor activity. NCBI's taxonomy places the organism in Eukaryota, Fungi, Ascomycota, Eurotiomycetes, Chaetothyriales, Herpotrichiellaceae. The transcript has a single exon. Gene Ontology annotation, cellular component: plasma membrane. The record is from RefSeq and is a predicted model, not a curated record. Gene Ontology annotation, biological process: adenylate cyclase-activating G protein-coupled receptor signaling pathway. Bases 368 to 2152 code for a protein of 594 amino acids.